Tachysurus vachellii is the source of this 3209-nucleotide messenger RNA. RefSeq names its product tripartite motif-containing protein 14. The record is from RefSeq and is a predicted model, not a curated record. The transcript has 7 exons. NCBI's taxonomy places the organism in Eukaryota, Metazoa, Chordata, Actinopteri, Siluriformes, Bagridae. The coding region runs from base 71 to 2194 and encodes 707 amino acids. Gene Ontology annotation, molecular function: zinc ion binding; protein binding.
UUGUGCGUUUUGUUUAUUACGUUUGGUUUCUUUCGUUCCCGCGCUGCUUUGCUUAAGCUUGAUCUACGUAAUGGGGUCUUCGCUUGACAAACCGUCUGAUUCCCAGCCAGUUUGCCCGUUGUGUCACUGCGAGUGUUGGGAUCUGAUCACACUGGAGUGCGGGCACGGAUUUUGUAGGAAAUGCGUUAAGGAGCUGUGGAGUGGCGCGUCCACGGGCCCUUUCUACUGCCUUGAAUGCGACCAUGAAAUCAGGAAGCUACCAGACUUUGGAGAGACAGACAGAGCAUCAACAUCUGCAGGCACGCGCACAAGCCGGGGUCUUGGAAAGCGGCUCACUGACCACUACUCACCCAAAAAUCUUCUAGGGAAAAGGAAGUUUAGCACAUCCUCCUUCAGGCAAAACAGCGGAGGAUACAGACUAGGGACAGGUUCAUCUGAGAAACAUACAGUGAUCAUCACUGACUCUAAUGAGACACCAGCAAAAAAGAAAGCAACCACAGAAACCUCUUCAAGGGAAAGACAAAUAACAUCUCCUGUGCAGGGCACUUCAACUAAAACUACACCUCAAGUAUCCGUAGCUUCUAAUAGCAAAUCAUGUCCAGAGGAUGGUCAAAGUGACAGGAAGUUCAGCAAGGCAUCUUGUAGUGGAAUACAAGAGCCGCCACCAACAACAGCCAACGCAGUGUCCAAGGAGUCCCCACAAAAAUACGGACGCUCAUCCAACAGCAAUGAGGAACAAACAGGAUGUCAAAAUAAGAAGGCUCCAGAAUCUUCCAGCACCUCGAAUGAAUCCAGUGAAAGGCCUUUAACUGACUGCUCCAUAAUCUGCCACUACUGCUCCGGUAGAGAGCAGAGGUCGGCUGUGAAGACCUGCCUGGUGUGUGGUGCCUCCAUGUGCUCAGAGCACCUUCGUGUUCACCUGGAGUCACCCGUGUUCCGGAACCAUCCACUUGUGCCUGCUGUGGACGACGUGUCACACUGGAGAUGCCAAGAGCACCAGGAGAUGAACCGCAUCUACUGUCGUCCUUGUGGGGUGUGUGUGUGCACUGUUUGCACUGUAAUUGGCUCGCACAAGGAUCAUGCCUGCAUCAGCAUCAAAGAGGCUGAGAAAGAGCUCAGAGCCACUCUAAAAAGUGAAAUGAAAAAGAUACAGACAAAAGAAGCAGCCAUCUUAAACCAAGUACAGAAGCUCACAGAGAAGAAAUGCAGUGUUCAGAAGUCACUAGUGGGUGUUUGCGCUGCAGUAGCACAGCAGUAUCAGGCCAUGCGUGAAGCUCUGAUAAUCGAGGAACAGCAGGCUCUGCACUGUGUGUCCCAGGAAGAGGACAGAGUGCUGAAGAGCAUCCAGGCUCAACUUGACAUGCUCAGUCCAGCCCUUGCAUCUAUUCAGCACACUUUCCAUCCACUGUCUAAUUUAGCAGACGCACAAGGAGCUACAAGGGUUCAGGACCAAGCCUUCAUCAUGGAAUACAAAAAAAUAACUGAGUCUCUGAAUGGCUUGAGUGACCCUGUGGAGCAUCUGGAGUCAGUUGAGGAAGUGAACCAGGGCAGACUGGACUGCCUGCAGGACUGGACAGAGAGGAGACUGGACAUUGUAGUCAUUUCCAUGCCUCACAGAGACCCGUUUAGGCUGCUGUAUGGUUUCAGUCCAACUCUGGACCGUAACACGGCUCACCCAAAGCUGCUGCUGUCUGCUGAGGACAGGUGUGUGGAGUACAGUGAGGCUCAGCAGGACUACCCUGACUUAGAGACUCGCUUCAACAUCUUUCCUCAGGUGCUGGGUACAAAUGCACUAACCCAGGGUCGCCACUAUUGGGAGGUGGAGGUAUCUGCAGAUGAGGGCCGUUGGAAGGUGGGUGUUUCUGAUGAGCACAUAGGCAGGAAGGGGCAAAAGGAUGCCUCCCGUCUUGGCUUCUACCCAAACUCCUGGUGCCUGGUUUAUGAGAAAGGCAAGGUGGAAGCACUGCAUGAUAAAGCAACCUCGCCUGUAUGUGCCACUGGACUGCAGAAGGUCGGGGUACUUUUAGAUUUUGAAGAAGGUAGCUUGUCGUUUUUCAGUGUGGGUGAAGCUGGUGCUCUUACUUUACUCUACAGCUUCCAGCACGAGUUCUCUGAGCCGCUCUUCCCUGCUCUGGCUGUGUCCAAAACAAACCUCACUAUCUGUAACCUGUAUGCUCGAUCCGCUACAGACUGAAAUAUUGACUGUGUCAAUAGGUGAAAUUUUAAUAUGAUAAAACAAGCAUUUUAUCUAAACAUUAAAAAUGAUCCACUAAAAAUUUAUGAGCAAUAACUGGGUUUUCCAAUCCAUAAAACUGUCAUUUUUACAAUUUACAUUUUUUUAAGAUCAGUGAAUGUUGUAAAAAUUUGAAUCAACUAUAAAACUGGAGAAAGUAAAUAAAAAUUAAAGAUGUUUUUUUUCCUGCAUUUCUAUUAAACUCUUUGUUAGCUCAGCGAUUUUUGUAUUUUACUAUAAAAUAUUUCAUGUUCUCUAUAUAAAUUUACAUUUCCUAUGUUUUUCAUCUGGAUUGUUUUGUAAAAUGUGUGUACUCCGUAGGAUCGCACUUUCAGACAGGUGGAUAAGAGCUUUAUUAGGGAUACUUAUGCUGUUCGUAUAUAUGUGGAAAAUUUUUGUACUUAACUGUUUUUUUUUAAUAUUUCCUUAUCAAUACCACUACCACUAAAUAUUAACUUUGCUACUUAUAUAGAUUUUCAUACUCAUAUCAUACUAAAUAUUGCCUUAUAAAUGUUCUAAACAUUUUGACAAUAGAAAUGCCAUUCUAUUCAUUAUUUUAAAUGCUAUUAAAAAAUAUACACCACUUUAACACCAUAAACAGAUAGAUUUUACAUGUUUCCAGCUGUGUAACCACAGCUGUCUAGCAUAAUUCUGAGGUGAUAAAUCUAACCCUACCCAUUUACAUAAAAAAGAUAGCUUUCUCAAUUUAGAAAGUUAAGCACAUUAAUCCAAAGCAUUUAUGAUGCAAACCAUUACAUUGGUGGUGGUAGCUCUAGCAGUUAAGGCUCUGGGUUGUUUUUCAGGGUUCAAGCCCCAGCACUGCCAAGCUGCCAAUGUUUAGCUCUUGAGCAAGGCCCUUAACCCUCUGCUCCAGGUGUGCUGUAUCAAAGAAAAGAAUUUCACUUUGCUGUAAUGUAUAUGUGACAAAAUAAAGGCUUCUAUUUCUAUGUGGCAAUAAAACACUCAGCCUCCUUCA